GGCUGCCUCGCUCCCGGAAGUGGAGGUUCUACGCGAACAGUGCCGCUGGGUCUGGGUGCCUGGAGGCAGAAGCGCUCGCGGAGCUCGCCCGUCGGCCCCCGAUCGCCAUGUCGGCCUUCGACACCAACCCUUUCGCGGACCCAGUGGACGUAAACCCUUUCCAGGAUCCCUCCGUGACCCAGCUGACCAGUGCCCCACAAGGUGGCCUGGCUGAAUUCAACCCCUUCUCAGAGACAAAUGCAGCAACAACGGUUCCUGUCACACAGCUUCCUGUGCCCUCACAGCCAGCGGUUCUCCAGCCCUCAGUGGAACCAACCCAGCCAAGCCCCCAGGCCGUGGCCUCUGCAGCCCAGGCAAGCCUGCUCCGGCAACAGGAAGAACUGGACAGGAAAGCAGCUGAGCUGGAACGCAAGGAGCGGGAGCUGCAGAACACUGUGACCAACUUACAUGUGAGACAGAACAACUGGCCGCCCCUGCCCUUUUUCUGCCCCAUCAAGCCUUGCUUCUAUCAGAAUUUCUCCAUAGAGAUCCCUCCCGACUACCAGCGGAUAUGCAAGAUGCUCUACUAUCUCUGGAUGUUGCAUUCAGUGACUCUGUUUCUGAACCUACUUGCCUGCCUGGCCUGGUUCUUAGUCGACAACAGCAAGGGAGUGGACUUUGGCCUCUCGAUCCUGUGGUUUGUGCUCUUCACCCCCUGUGCCUUCCUUUGUUGGUUUCGACCCAUCUAUAAGGCCUUUAGGUCUGACAACUCUUUCAGCUUCUUCGUGUUCUUCUUUGUAUUUUUUUGUCAAGUAGUGAUCUACGUCAUCCAGUUGGUCGGCAUCCCUAACUUGGGGGUCAGUGGUUGGAUUGCAGCCGUGACUACGCUGGAUUCAAAGCAUUUGGCUGUGUCGAUCAUCAUGAUGGUGGUGGCUGGUUUCUUCACCCUCUGUGCCGUGCUCUCACUCUUCCUCCUGAAGCGAGUGCACUCCCUGUACCGCCGGACGGGGGCCAGCUUCCAGCAGGCCCAAGAGGAGUUUUCCCAGGGCAUCUUCAGCAACAGGACCUUCCGCAGCGCUGCCUCAUCUGCUGCCCGAGGAGCCUUCCAGGGGAAUUAGUCCUCCUGACUCUCUUCCCUCUGCCCCAGCCUUUUCUCUCGCCUGCCUUCUAGCUGCACUUUCCAUGGGUGCCUUAAGCAGUGGUUAUGCCCAGCACAGACCUGGGGAGAGUCUUGCCAUGGCUCUUCCUCCUUCCUCAGCAACCAGCUCUCCCUUCCACCCCAGGGAAGGGGAGGGAGGGGAGGAUAGGGACUUCUUUUUACACAAGAGAAAAGAAAAAGAACAAAGCUCUUUCCUUCUCUGGU
This is a messenger RNA of Ceratotherium simum simum (southern white rhinoceros), 1342 nucleotides long. It is a transcript of the gene SCAMP2, whose product is annotated as secretory carrier membrane protein 2. Gene Ontology annotation, biological process: protein transport. NCBI's taxonomy places the organism in Eukaryota, Metazoa, Chordata, Mammalia, Perissodactyla, Rhinocerotidae. Gene Ontology annotation, cellular component: trans-Golgi network membrane; recycling endosome membrane. The record is from RefSeq and is a predicted model, not a curated record.